Messenger RNA from Dendronephthya gigantea, 3256 nucleotides. RefSeq names its product rab GTPase-binding effector protein 1-like. Gene Ontology annotation, biological process: endocytosis. Lineage: Eukaryota; Metazoa; Cnidaria; Anthozoa; Malacalcyonacea; Nephtheidae. Gene Ontology annotation, cellular component: intracellular membrane-bounded organelle. The record is from RefSeq and is a predicted model, not a curated record. The coding region runs from base 98 to 2887 and encodes 929 amino acids. The transcript is spliced from 24 exons. Gene Ontology annotation, molecular function: GTPase activator activity; metal ion binding; growth factor activity.
GGGUUCCGCGAUAAUGGUGGAACGAAAAUACGUUUCAGCGUUGGUCCUGCUUUUAAAUGUAAUAUUUUGCCCCUUUUCAUUGAAGAGAUGAGUUGAAAUGGACGAGGAAAGCGCAGUGGCCUCACUUCAGGCUAAAGUGCAAGAACUAGAAACGAAACACGAUGAGUUACGUUCUGCAAUCGAAACGAAAGAACAAGAAUUCGGGAAAAAACGAGCCCAAUUUAAAGAGAUUUUUCUUCAGAAAGAAACUGAGCUGAAUGAUGAGGUGACGAAGCUUACAAUAGCUCGUGAAGAGAAUGCGAAGCUCUUGGCUAAUCUACAGAGUGUAUCAACAGAGCGCGAUAAUCUCAAAACCGCCGUCUUCAUCUCAGAGACCUCGAAUAAUGACGAGCUUACGGCAAUGAAGUUCAAAUAUCAGGAGGAGAUUGCCUCCCUCAAAGCAAUAAUGCAUGAUGCGGUCCAGGAUACACGGCAGGAAGAAAAGGAGAAGUUUGAAGCUGAACGCAUGGGAUUGGUUGUGGCCAAUCAAGACUUAGAGAAGAAGGUGUCAAAAUACAAGGCACAAAUCCGCGAGUUAAAAUCCAAACAACUACAACUACUACCACCCCCACAACAAGAGGAUGAUUCAGGCGAUGGGCUGUUUGAUGUGUUGCCAUGGAAAUCGGCACAACCAAGUACACCAGAGCCAGUUGCAGACACUGAUGAAAAUUUGGAGGAUAGCAUGAAGAAGGCUCAAGAGGAUGCUGAGACAUUAAGAUCAAUUGUCAUGCCUCUAGAAGAAGAAAUUGCAUCUUUGAAAUCGAAAUUGAAGAAUGCCAAUGACAAAAUAGUUGUUUUAGAAACAAAGCAAGAAAAGAGACCUGUUAAAAGUAAUGCACAGCAAGAUAUGUCACAUGGAAGUACUUCUGAAGAGACAGAUGAAAAGAUAAAAGAGUUGAGUCAAUAUUUGGAGGCAGAACGGUCAGCCAGAACAGAUCUUGAAAUGUUUGUUGCAGUUUUGAACACACAAAAGACUGUUCUUCAGGAAGAUGCAGAUAAACUUAGGAAAGAACUUCAUAAUGUGUGCAGAUUACUGGAACAAGAGAAGGAAGAGCACCUCGCUCUGAAAGACACCUGGGGCAUGGCGAAUGAUCGCUUUCUAGAGACGCAGCGUGUACAAAAACUUGAGCUGGACAAAAUUAAGAAUCUUUUAACCAUCGAACAACUGAAACUCAUCGGCGAAGAUCCACAAGAGAAGAAUGUCUCGGUGAAGCUUCUCACCCCACCAUCACCGGCGACAAACAAACGUUUCUUAAGCCGUAAACUAAACAAGCAAGGAGCUAACAAAAAAGACAACGUUAGGACGAAAACACCAAGUUCGUCUGAAUCAAAACGAUCGCUUGCCAGUCUUGUUCGCGGUCCAAAGGCGAGCAGUCUACCCUCCACCCCUUCCUCGAUAUUAGAUAGUGAUAUUCCACAGUUUGGUUCAAGUUCAUCGCCGUUAGUUCCCAAUGCUCUUCAUCCUACGGUGUUCAGUGAUAGUGUAGAUUCUGACAGUAGAAGUCUGAAUGCAUUCUCUGACGAUGAGACAACUUUGAUUGUUAAUGGUGUUAAAAUGAAGAAAUACAAAUCCGCUGACGAUCUGGAAUCAGAACUCGCACCAGCCGCAACGAAGAGCCCACGAUGUCGGUCGGAAGAACUCGAUGUUCUCACGAACGAAAACGACGAAUCAAAACGAAAGAAAGAAAACAUAGACUGGAAGAGUUUUGAGGAAGCUGCAAAAUCUUCACUGUCGAAUGACGUGGAUCGCGCAUGCGAGAUGUGUAGUAACUAUGAAAAACAGCUGCAGAAACUGCAACAGAGAAACGAGGCUUUGUCAGAAGAAACUGCAGAAUUAUCAAAGAAAUUGAAAGAAGAGCAGGAAACUGUUACAGUGAUAAAGAGAGCUUGUGAUCGCCUGGAACAGAGUGUGAAGAUCGCCAGCGAGGAUGCGCAAGCCCAGAUUAAGGUAGCGAUGGACACACAAAGGAGCUUCGAAAGUCUGUUGGAUGAAAUCACCGCUGAUAUUGAUAAAACAAAGAAGGACACCAGCUCCCAAUUGAGCGAGUUGAUGCUUUCCCGAGACAGCUUACUUGCGAAGUACGAACAGCUGUCAGAGAACAGUCGGUCUUUGGCGAAAAGCGGCGGUCAGCAGCGAGUAGCACAGAGACCACAAGAUAAUGUGGAAGGGGUCUUACAAACGGAUUCAAAAACUAACGAAGCUUUGCAAAGUGAGAUCAACUUCCUGAAAGAUCGUGUGGUUGCUGAAGGUGUUGCUAAGGAAAGCUUGGAACAACUGUACCAAGCUGAGAUUGAAGAAUUGGGACGCGAAAUUAGAAACCUAAAAAGCAAAUUAGCCCAGCAGAGCAAUAAGCAACCAUCUGACAGUCGUUCCCAUGACACUUACUCGAAUGAGGUUAUCACAAUUCUGGAAAAACAACUGCAGAAUUCCACUAAAGAAAAUGACAACCUCGUGAAUGAUGUGAAGCAGUUGAAAGCACAACUUCAUUCUUUAAACAGCCAGUUGAAUAACAGCGAAGCAGUUCAAAGGGAUUUUGUACAACUGUCGCAAAGUUUGCAGGUGAAGUUGGAAGAAAUGAAGGAAUCUCAAAAGGAGAUCAAAUGGGAACACGAAGAUGAUGUUUCAUCGUGCAGGAAAUGUGAAAAACCUUUGGAUGUGCCGCAAGAUAAGCACCAUUGCAGACAAUGUGGACGAAUAUUUUGCGACAAUUGCACGAAGCAAACUCUAAGCACUCACUCAUCUCAGCUGCCGCUCAGACUGUGUACAGACUGCGGGACUACGGAGAAAAUACAAAAUGUCCCUUCUGGGGAAAACAUUGACAAAAGUACUGAUAUGGACGAUACCUGAGGGGAUCGGAGAUAUCAUCCGUUGAUAUUUGGUGAUAAACAGGGGUGUUAACCGAUAGCAGCGUUUUCAGCUGUGGUCCUAAUGAACUUUUCUAAAUCAAUGUGUACAAAGCCACUAAACGAUUAGACUUAACUUGCCUUUGGGCGCACAAAUUGUACAUUAAUGACACUAUGGAGAAUGAAAACUUAUAAAAAUAUAUCAGAGUUAUGAAGUGUACGGUUUUAUUAAAAUUUGGGGCUAUGGCACGGGUUUCAGGAUACGAAAUAAACCUAGAGCAUUCAUUCAACGCCGAUGUAGACAAAAAACACAUUAAAUUACAAUAAUUAUGUUGCAAAAAUGUUAAGAAUUACAUUUUAUAUUUUAAAUAUU